CACUCUUAAAUGGGAAGUAGUAAGCCUCGGUGAAGUUGCCAUUAAAAUUGUACAGAAAAUGGCAACUUUUGUGACCCACUGUGUACUCUUAUCAAAUCGGAGAAUUACCUUGCUUACUCUGAUUUUCAUUUUAAUACCCAUUCUACCGCUUAGUACCGCGUUAGAGCAGGGGAAAUGGACUCUGAAUGUGGACAACGAAUUAAUAAAGAAGCAAAACUACUUCUAUUUCUCAAAGACUAUGUUUAAUAAGUCCAUGAUUGAAAUAAAAUGGCUCAAAGAAGACUGCAAUACUCCUGUAAACCUGAGUAUAUCAUGGUAUCUACGCAGCUGCCGGUGCUUUGAAGAAGCAUUUGAUCUAGAUCAACAAAGGGCGAUAAUGCACUUCGACAGAAGAAAACUGUUAAAGAGCGGUGACAGUGGUUAUUUUAUCACCCACAAAUAUAAUUUGAUUGAAUGCAAACACAUGACCACAAAUGCGUUAGCGGUGCCCGAGCCUGAUGAGAAAGAACAGCUAGUAACAGAUAAUACAAUACAGAGGAGGAGGAGAGAAAAUGAGGUCUUGAAAACCACUGCAAAGGUGAUAGUGUCAGUUGGAAAAAAUCAGAGCCGUACACAAAAUACAGUGGCACAGACGUGGGAGGACAGCCCUUACAUGUUCAUUAUCAAAGUUGAAACUCCAGGCUUAAAUGGAGAGACAAAAUGGAGUGUUACAUUGGAGGUCAGCAUGAUUGGGCCCCAUCAGUAUAUUUCAGCAUCAGAAUGGCCUCUGAUGAUUUUCUACAUGGUGAUGUGCAUCAUUUAUGUGCUGUUGGGUGUGCUGUGGCUUGCUCUUUCUGCCUGCUAUUGGAGAGACCUUUUGCGUAUCCAGUUUUGGAUUGGAGGUGUCAUUUUCCUGGGCAUGCUGGAGAAGGCUGUCUACUAUGCAGAGUUCCAAAGUAUCCGCUAUGAUGGACUUUCAGUCCAGGGUGCGGUGGUAUUUGCUGAGGUAUUGUCUGCUGUGAAGAGAACUCUGGCUCGUGUGCUUGUGAUAAUUGCCAGCCUGGGUUAUGGUAUUGUCAAACCGAGGCUUGGUGCAUUGCUGCACAGGGUUGUAGGAGUAGGACUUCUGUAUCUCAGCUUCUCUGUUGUUGAGGGUAUUCUCAGAGUCAAUUCGGGACAGGGGAGCUCCAGCAGACUACUGUGUGACAUUGUUCUGGCUGUCACUGACUCUUGCAUUGUGUGGUGGAUAUUUAUAAGCUUGGCACAGACCAUGAAGCUUUUGCGACUCAGGAGAAACGUGGUUAAGCUCUCUCUUUACCGCCACUUCACCAACACUCUCAUCUUUGCAGUUAUAGCUUCAGUGAUUUUCAUCAUUUGGACAACGAAGACCUUCAAGUUAUCAAAAUGCCAGUCUGACUGGAGGGAGAUGUGGAUAGAUGAUGCAUUCUGGCGUUUUCUGUUUUCUACUAUUCUACUUGUCAUCAUGUUCUUGUGGAGGCCAUCUGCAAACAACCAGAGGUAUGCUUUUAGCCCACUCGUGGAUGAGAUUAGUGACGAGGAGGAGGCAGAGCAACUAGUGAAUGAAGCCUUUGAGGGUGUAAAAAUGAGAGGUUUUAAAUCUGAGACCAAUGGAAGUGUGAAACCUGCUAAAGUGGAUGAAGAUCUAAAAUGGGUCGAAGAAAACAUCCCCACUUCGAUGGCUGAUGUUGCACUUCCUCCUUUGUUGGACUCAGAUGAGGAAAUCAUGACGACAAAAUUUGAGAUGUCAAAAAUGGAAUAGAAUUCUGUGUGUAUGUGUUGUAAAUAUUGAGUGUCUGUGACUGUAAACACCUAUUUUAUCUUGAAUUAUAAGUGAUAUAUAUAUAUGUAAAUAUGUGGGAUGUGAAUAAUGAGAGGUAUCAUUCUGAUAGACAAUUACUGUUUUGCCUGUAUUGCCUGGUUGUAUUUAUAUUUUCAUUGAAAAGGUGUUUGGUUCUUCAGCCCAAACCUUAAUCAGAUUUGACAUUUGUUUACAUAUCUGAACUACAAAAUGUGAUUAAAACCUGCUACUUUAUACUUUUAAGAUGAGUAUCUUUCCACACAUGGUGUUCACAUGACCAUUAGGGUCAUCUCUCUGGACUGUCACCAAUCGAACAGACUGCUUUUCAAGAGGUUUUUGGCUAAAGUGAUUUUAAAUGUUUCAUGAGUUAUAGCUAACACACAUUUUACUCCAGGGUAUCUGAGAAUAAAAGCAGUGGACAAUUUAGGUUUUAGUUCAAUGAUGCAGACUGUAAAGGGCUGAGUUUGUCAUGAGAAGUGUCAAAAAUCAGAAGACAAGUGUUUAAGUUUUUUGUUGUUGGCAUAUUUAUUUACAUUUUCUUUUCUGUGAAAUCUGAGGUACUUUUGUUCCCCAAAAAUAAAAAGGCAUGUCUCAGUUUUACUAUCUAAAAAAAUACUUUUUUUUAAGUCUAACUUUAAAGUUUUAUAUCUCAAAACAGCUAAGAAUGCAGAAAGAACCAUUUAAUUUCAAGGGAGAUGUAUUUUUUUUAUACUAUGUUUUUUGUUUUGUUUAACACACUCAUGCAUUUCCCUUAAACUGUGCAUAUACAUUUGUAUUUUGAAUCUGUUACACCUAAGUUAAAAAAAGAGAACUCUAUUGUGAUCCCUGACCAUUUAUGUAACAUAAGAACUCGUAGCUAAAUUCAAGUUCAGUGUUGAAUGCAGCUGUCAGUAUACUGUAUAUUGAUUACUAAAGCUCUUCGCUCAUUGGUCUGUUUGCCAAUAUGUGGUAUGUGCUUGUACUUUUUUUAUGGUUGUCCUGUACAUUAUGUUGGUAGUCAUUAUUUUAUUUUAUUUAGACAUGAUUCUUAUUUAUGAUUCUUUUUAUGAAGUUCUCACUCUUAUACAUAUCUUAGUUGUAACAGCUUUCUGGGAUUGCUUUGCUGUUUUGAUUUUGGUACUGCCCACACAAACUGCAAUUUUAAAAUAAAUAAUAAAAUCUUAGAUACACU
Messenger RNA from Clarias gariepinus (North African catfish), 2969 nucleotides. It is a transcript of the gene tmem87a, whose product is annotated as Transmembrane protein 87A-like. The transcript has 21 exons. Gene Ontology annotation, cellular component: membrane; Golgi apparatus. Gene Ontology annotation, biological process: retrograde transport, endosome to Golgi. NCBI's taxonomy places the organism in Eukaryota, Metazoa, Chordata, Actinopteri, Siluriformes, Clariidae. The coding region runs from base 59 to 1759 and encodes 566 amino acids. The record is from RefSeq and is a predicted model, not a curated record.